AUGAUUAUAAGCGAAAGAUCGAACACUAAGCAGCUUCUGAAACCGUUUUGGAACGAUUUAUUAGAUAAAAAAGAAGUUUCUGCCAUUGCAGAAGGAGAUGCUACUGUGAAACUUGUAAGUUUGAUCGAGCUCGUCAAACGUCGAUGCGAAGAACAGAAUAUUUCCGUUCGUCAAUCAACCUCUGUUCUUCCUAGUAUCCGGACUUUGGGGAAUGGACUGGAAAAAGAAACAAGCUCUAAACCGAAGCUGAAAAUUGGCCUACAGGUCAUUGAGGAAACAAGUUAG
Messenger RNA from Schizosaccharomyces osmophilus, 285 nucleotides. It is a transcript of the gene pop6, whose product is annotated as RNase P and RNase MRP subunit Pop6/Pop7-like protein. The transcript has a single exon. The record is from RefSeq and is a predicted model, not a curated record. Lineage: Eukaryota; Fungi; Ascomycota; Schizosaccharomycetes; Schizosaccharomycetales; Schizosaccharomycetaceae. The coding region runs from base 1 to 285 and encodes 94 amino acids.